Molecule: messenger RNA, 1370 nt
Organism: Notechis scutatus (mainland tiger snake)
Lineage: Eukaryota; Metazoa; Chordata; Lepidosauria; Squamata; Elapidae
Source: RefSeq, a predicted model, not a curated record
GAGGCGGGGUCUGCCGGGCCAGCUUCGCCCGCUGGACCUCGACGCGCUGCUCGUCUCCGUCGCCUGCCGCUGCUAGAGGCGCCGCCUCGCUCGCUCGUCCUGCCGCCGCGGUGCCCCCGAUCCCGUCCAUGGCUGCAGCGAGACGGGCGCUGAUCGUGCUGGCGCACCAGGAACCGGGCUCCUUCAACCACGCCUUGCAUCGGGCGGCCGUCGAGGCGCUGGAGAGCGGCGGCUGGAGCGUGGCCGUCUCGGACCUCUACGCGCAGCGCUUCGAGCCGGUCCUGUCGCGCGCGGACUUCGCCGGCGACCCCGACGACCCGCGCAACCUCAACUACGCGAAGGAGGCCGGGCUGGCCUGGAAGGAAGGCCGCCUUAGCAGCGACAUCCUGGGCGAGGUGGAGAAGCUGGCAGCCGCCGACCUCGUCAUCUUCCAGUUUCCUCUGCAGUGGUUCGGCCUCCCAGCCAUUCUGAAAGGCUGGUUCGACCGGAUCCUCAUCCAGGGCUUUGCCUACUCCUACGGCGCUAUGUACGACCAGGGGCCCUUCCAGAAGAAGAAGGCCGUGCUGUCCUUCACCACUGGCGGGAUGGGCUCCAUGUACACCCCAGCGGGCAUCAAUGGAGACAUUAACAUCCUGCUCUGGCCAAUACAGAGUGGCACCCUUCAUUUCUGCGGUUUCCAAGUCUUGGCUCCCCAGAUUGCUUUCAGCAUUGGCCAGCACACUCCGGAGGAUGUCCGCUCCCAGAUCCUGGAGGACUGGAAGAGGAGACUGGCAGCCAUCUGGGAAGAGAAACCCCUCAGCUUUGCCCCAAACAGCCUUUUUGAGUUGAAUUUUGCUAAGGGGUUUGUGCUGAAGAAAGAUGUCCAGGAAGAACAGGAAAAGGAGAAAUACGGGCUGGCUGUUGGUCAGCACCUGGGGAAGCCAUUCCCGCCAGACAGCCAGGUCAAGGCCCGGGAGAAGUAACUGUCCCAUUGAGAAGCUCUGUAGGGUUGCAGGGGCCAUAAGCCCACUUCUCCCCCUCCCCUAGAAAUUAGCAGGUGCAGGGAAAGCUAAGACAAUGUCAGAUCCUUCAGGCAGGUUUUCUACCCAGCUCUAUUCUUUCUCUUGGUGGUGUAAUUUGGGGCUUCGGUUGCCUUGAAGGGCUGCCCACCGAUGGGAUCAAAGCCUGCUAGCAUUGCUUCAGCAUUCGCGUUGCCUAAAACCUUUUCUCUUUGCAUAUUUAGGGUGCUAAACUCAGUGCUUGCUUUUUAAAUCCCAAGUCCAACUACUGAAUCUAAUCUGUCUGGUGCUAGGUAGGAAGUGAUCGUGGUCCCUCCUUUUCUGUCUGUGAAUGUUCUCAGUGAAAUAAAUAAAAGCCAUGAAUGUGCACAU